AUGGCUGGAGCAACAACAGUGGACCCUGAAGGCUUCUGGGACAGCAACAGUACCAGCACAUUCAGAAGAUUUGAGUUAAAAGAUGAACCUCCCAUUAAAGAAAACCAUGUCAAAUCCAAGUAUCUGGAAGAUGCCUCCAGUUUUGACAAUUCAGGAAGAAUAGCAAAGGUGUCCAGAGUGUCAACCAUCAGGAGGAUAUUUGAUUUGACGAAGCAUCGGUCCAAAAGAUCCAUAUCCUUCCCAACAGGGAUUAAAAUCUGUCCACAAGAAUCAGUGAAACAAAUCUUGGCUGAUCUCCAGGCUUAUUACAGACUAAGAGUCUGUCAGGAAGCUGUGUGGGAAGCCUAUCGAAUAUUCCUGGACCGUAUCCCUGACACGAGUGAGUACCAGAAUUGGGUCAGUGCCUGCCAGAGGGAGACUUACUGCAUUUUUGACAUUGGGGGAACCUUCAUCAAUUCUCAGGAGUUCCAGGAACUUCUUCAGCAGAGGUUAAAGCAUCAACGUUUCCCUGAGAGAAAAGAUGAAAUUCUCACAGAGAAGGCAAUAGAAAGUAAAAAGUCUGAUGAAAUCCUUGUGCUUCCUACAGUCUCAGCAGGUGCUGCUAGCUUCUCUCCACUUCCCUUCACAUCCACUUCUAAUGGCUCACUUCUCAACAAACUUUUCAAUGACACAAAGACUCCUGUGAAGGAUAUUGAAACUGAAAUCACAAAUAUCAUAUCAGAGGGACCAAUGGAAGAGAUGUUAGAGUUUAGUGUCAACUUAGCAAAUCAGAAGUUUAAGGCAGAAUUGAAUGACCCAAAGUCCCCAUAUUACCAGGAACUAGCAGCAAAGUUUCAACAUCAGAUGCAAAAAAUCCUUAAGACACUUCCAGGAUUCAAAGAAAUCCAUGUACUAGGAUUUAGACCGAAGAAGGAAAGAGAUGGCUCUAGCAGCACAGUUGCUCGACAGCUGGUGAUCUUUAAGAGAGACAGCUCAGAAAGAGGAAGGCCCAGCGGCAACCUGUCAACCAUUCACCCUAAUGAAAUUGAAAAUGAACGCAAGUCUGAAAGCUCGAAGGAGGAGGAGGAACUUCAAGAAAGUAGCCUCACCUCAGCAAGGCUGCAGCAACUAAUUACCAUAGCACUAGAGGAAGACAACUCUCUGGAACUGGAAACAAUUCCAUUUACAGAAGAAAUUGAAAACUCUCCAGAGAGCUUGGAACAUGAUAUCCAAACAGUAAUGACUGUUACCCUCACUGAACAUUCAUUGGAUUCUACCUUGAAUCUUGGGUUUACAUUUGGUUAUCCCAACUCUGAGACAGAAGAAAGAUCAGAGCAAUAUUUAUCAAGUGAAUUCUCUACUUACAAAACAGCUGAUGAAACUGUUAUGACCCCUGUAAGUUUAACUCCACCAACCUCUCCAACCAAUGAGCAAUCAGUGUUUUCUGAAGGAUCUGAAUCUGGAAAAGAAACUAUAGGAGAAGAAAUGUUGUUUGACCACAAUUCUGAAAGACUUCCCAGUCCUGUGGAGAGUACUAUAGAUCCUUUCUUGAUAGGUCAAGAAAUAGAAGAGGAGCCAACAAUUGGCAUCACAGAAUGGCCUCUUCUAGGAUUUGGUAGCGAAGGUCUAUCUGGACAAGGGGAAUUUCCAGAUAUAAUGGAAUCAUCAGGUGAUACUUCUGCAGAAACCAUAGACAGUCUUUGGUCUCCUUUUGGUUCAGCAUCUCCCACCCAAAUGGAAUCUUUGCCAUUUUUCACUGGAUGGAGUGACUUCUCUCAAACUGAACAAGCAGGCAUAUUUCCCAUUGGUCAACAAUGGGAUCAAACAACAACUGAUCAAACAACUUUGCUUCCAGGGAUAGCUAGCUCUAUCUAUAGUCAAUCUAUUUCUCAAACCACAAUUUCUUCAGUGACUUCAGGAAGCAGCCCACACAUUUCAGGUACCCAGGCCAAUGUCCAAGGGCUUGACAGAAUAGACGAAGUGAUGGUAGAUGUUGGCUAUUCUUUCACUCCAGAAGCCAGCUCAGUAGACACCACCUUAACCAGCACCUUGAAAUAUAUUACCACUAGCUCUAUGACUACAGUCACCAAAGGAAAAGAAUUGGUGGUGUUCUUUAGCUUGAGAGUCACAAAUGUACCCUUUUCUAAUGACCUCUUCAAUAAGAGUUCUCAGGAAUAUCAAGACCUGGAGCAACAAUUCAUACAGUUGCUGCUUCCCUAUCUGAGCUCCAAUCUUACAGGAUUUAAGCACCUUGAGAUCCUCAACUUCAGAAAUGGGAGUGUGAUCGUGAAUAGUAAGAUAAAGUUUGCAAAGUCAGUCCCUUACAACAUCACGGAAGCAGUAUACUGUGUACUUGAAGAGUUCUGUUCCACUGCAGCCCAGCAACUCAAUCUGCAUGUAGACACUUACUCUCUCAACAUUGAGCCAGCUGAUCAAGCAGAUCCAUGCAAAUUUAUGGCAUGUGAUGAAUUUUCACAGUGUGUAAAGAAUGAAUGGACAAAAGAGGCUGAAUGCCUUUGUAAACCAGGAUUUGUCAGCCAAGAUGGACUACCCUGUCAAAGCCUAUGCAACAUGGAUCCAAGUCUUUGUGAGAAUGGAGGAAAAUGUGAACUGGUUCCAGGAAAGGGAGCUGUUUGUAGGUAGGUUGAAAACCAUGAAAUAGAAUAG
Sarcophilus harrisii (Tasmanian devil) is the source of this 2646-nucleotide messenger RNA. RefSeq names its product interphotoreceptor matrix proteoglycan 1 (gene IMPG1). Lineage: Eukaryota; Metazoa; Chordata; Mammalia; Dasyuromorphia; Dasyuridae. Gene Ontology annotation, biological process: visual perception. The transcript has 16 exons. The record is from RefSeq and is a predicted model, not a curated record.